Molecule: messenger RNA, 1990 nt
Organism: Trichechus manatus latirostris (Florida manatee)
Lineage: Eukaryota; Metazoa; Chordata; Mammalia; Sirenia; Trichechidae
Product: splicing factor 3A subunit 3
Exons: 16
Coding region: 95-1774 (559 amino acids)
Biological process (GO): mRNA splicing, via spliceosome
Cellular component (GO): nucleus; spliceosomal complex
Molecular function (GO): RNA binding; zinc ion binding
Source: RefSeq, a predicted model, not a curated record
GGAUGUGCAGCGUGGGGACGCAAGCGCGCAAGGCGGCAGGAGUUGCUUCUGGCCGCGUCGGUGGUCUGAAUUGAGUUACAGCGGCAAAGAAAAAAUGGAGACAAUUCUGGAGCAGCAGCGGCGAUAUCAUGAGGAGAGGGAACGGCUCAUGGACGUCAUGGCCAAAGAGAUGCUCACUAAGAAGUCCACGGUGAGUAGGGACUGGGCAGGGGCUACUCGUAAGUCUGGGCCCCCAGCCCGGUGUUUAACCGCUGAGCGCUCUUUGGCCUCCGACCCGCUGCUCCUCCUGCUCCCCCACCCUCCUGGGGGCUCCGUCUCCGAGUUGCAGCCUUGCUGCAUCACUCGAGGUUUACUUGGCUUUGACCAGAGAGCCAUUGUUGGUUGUUUAGCUCUGCAGUUGUACAAAUUGCUUUAUUCUGAAAUGUUUGUGUUUGCCUUUCAGAGGUAUAUGGAGGUCAGCGGGAACUUAAGGGAUUUGUAUGACGAUAAGGAUGGGUUACGAAAGGAGGAGCUCAAUGCCAUUUCAGGACCAAAUGAGUUUGCCGAAUUCUAUAAUAGACUCAAGCAAAUAAAGGAAUUCCACCGGAAGCACCCAAAUGAGAUCUGUGUGCCAAUGUCAGUGGAAUUUGAGGAGCUCCUGAAGGCUCGAGAGAAUCCAAGUGAAGAGGCACAGAACUUGGUGGAGUUCACAGAUGAAGAGGGAUAUGGUCGUUACCUUGAUCUCCAUGACUGUUACCUCAAAUACAUUAACCUGAAGGCAUCUGAGAAGCUGGAUUAUAUCACAUACCUAUCUAUCUUUGACCAGUUAUUUGACAUUCCUAAAGAAAGGAAGAAUGCAGAGUAUAAGAGAUACCUAGAGAUGCUGCUUGAGUACCUUCAGGAUUACACAGAUAGGGUGAAGCCCCUCCAAGAUCAGAAUGAACUUUUUGGGAAGAUUCAGACCGAGUUUGAGAAGAAGUGGGAGAAUGGCACCUUUCCUGGAUGGCCGAAAGAGACAAGCAGUGCCCUGACCCAUGCCGGAGCUCAUCUUGACCUUUCUGCUUUCUCUUCCUGGGAGGAGUUGGCCUCCCUGGGUCUGGACAGAUUGAAAUCUGCACUGUUAGCUUUAGGCCUGAAAUGCGGCGGGACCCUAGAAGAGCGAGCCCAGAGGCUGUUCAGCACCAAAGGAAAGUCCCUGGAGUCGCUUGACACCUCCCUGUUUGCCAAAAAUCCCAAGUCAAAGGGCACCAAGCGGGACACUGAGAGGAACAAAGACAUUGCUUUCCUAGAAGCCCAGAUCUACGAAUAUGUAGAGAUUCUCGGAGAACAGCGACAUCUCACUCAUGAAAACGUACAGCGCAAGCAGGCAAGGACGGGAGAAGAGCGAGAAGAGGAGGAGGAAGAGCAGAUCAGCGAGAGUGAAAGUGAAGAUGAAGAGAAUGAGAUCAUUUACAACCCCAAAAACCUGCCCCUUGGCUGGGAUGGCAAACCCAUUCCCUACUGGCUAUAUAAGCUUCAUGGCCUAAAUAUCAACUACAACUGUGAGAUUUGUGGAAACUACACCUACCGAGGGCCCAAGGCUUUCCAGCGGCACUUUGCUGAAUGGCGUCAUGCUCAUGGCAUGAGAUGUUUGGGCAUCCCAAACACCGCCCACUUUGCUAAUGUGACACAGAUUGAAGAUGCCGUCUCCUUGUGGGCCAAGCUGAAACUGCAGAAGGCAUCAGAGCGGUGGCAGCCUGACACUGAGGAAGAGUAUGAAGACUCCAGUGGGAAUGUCGUGAAUAAGAAGACUUAACGAGGAUCUGGAAAGACAAGGACUGCUCUAGUGUUCUGAUCUGUCUCAGCCGUUGGGCUUGCCCCGGCUUCCCGGAGAUUGGCUUUUUCUACUUCUCCCCAUCACAUGCUCCUCGGGACUCUUUGCUAGUAGUCUUGUGGCCUGGCAUGCAUCUUGUAGAAACAAGGCAUGUUGGCAGAUUGCAGGGUUGAGAUGUGUUUUAUCUUUGUUUUAUAU